Molecule: messenger RNA, 3914 nt
Organism: Anolis carolinensis (green anole)
Lineage: Eukaryota; Metazoa; Chordata; Lepidosauria; Squamata; Anolidae
Gene: wee2
Product: WEE2 oocyte meiosis inhibiting kinase
Exons: 12
Coding region: 901-2664 (587 amino acids)
Biological process (GO): protein phosphorylation; mitotic cell cycle; regulation of meiosis I
Cellular component (GO): nucleus; cytoplasm
Molecular function (GO): non-membrane spanning protein tyrosine kinase activity; ATP binding; magnesium ion binding
Source: RefSeq, a predicted model, not a curated record
GGUAAAACAUCAAAACAUCCGGGCAUCCCUUGGGUAACGUCCUUGCAGACGGCCAAUUCUCUCACUCCAGAAACGACUCAGGUUGCUCCUGACAUAAAAAAAAAUGAUAAAGGGAAGCUCUUACAUGUGCCUGCGAUCCAGAAUCACCCGUAGAACAAUAACAUGCCAGGUUUGCAGAACAAAAAUACAGGAACUUUACUGAUUCCAAGAGAUCAAAAAACAGUAUUUACAAUGAUCCCUCUGAUCACUUACAGAAGUCUACAGUCAUAAAUAGUUCUUUCUCAGUCCACAAAUUGCUUCAGAGAGAAAUACAGUCCUGGUUCUUCUCCCUCUUUUCUCAGCAGCAAACAGGCCUCAAAACAGCAAGGCCUCUCUGAGUUCACUGCUUUCUACACCAACAGUACUCAGUCAGCACUGAAAACUUGUCCAAACUGGUUCUGCAGAAACAGUAUCAAAUCAAUCCCUGGGUCUUUGAGCCUGAGCAAGCGGGUCCCCUGUGGCAGCAUAGCAAACAGCCCCUACCAGAAAAUAAAGCCCUGAAGGCCACAUCCAGGAUAUCCACCCCGAACCAGGCAGUUGGCCACAUAAUGAAGAUUUAUACUUCCAAUAUAAAUUGUGCCUUGCUCUGAGGCCAAGGGAGUAUGACUACAGAGUUUCCAGAACAGACCAGAUCUGAUGCCUUCUAGUUUGUUAGGCCAUGAGUCUGACCAGGCAGAACCUGGAGGGCCUCUCAGACACAGAAGAAGACCCCAUGGCCUCCUCCAGAACGACCCCAGCCUGGGACAACAGCCCAAAGGCAUGAAGCCUGACAUGAAGUCUGAACAAAACGGAGACCUCCAAAUGAAGGCUUCCUAAUAUAUCGGCAAAGGCAAUAAAGCUGGACAUGAGGCCUAGAACAAGAUGGACGCCUCCCAAUGUAAUGUUGCCAUGGAUGACUGGAACUGCAGUAACCAACCUGUCCAGAAGCUGGAUUUUUCCAGCUGUGGAGAAGACAUUGAGUUAGAAGAGGACAACAGCAUCCAUGAGGAAGAAGUGAGACCUGUCACUCCACAGAAAGACUGGGCAUUUCAAGAUUGGCAGUCAAACUGUCCAAUCCCUGUUACUCCACAACGGCAACAAGAUGAUUUCUCUCCAGAUCUCCCAAAGUCUUGGGCAACUCCUGUGAGGAAAGGCAAGGAAUCUCGGAGAAAGAACAUCACACCUUUGGAGAACUACCCUGAGACUCCUUUACACUAUGUCACAUGGCAAAAGCUGCAGCUCUGUGAUACUCCCAACACCCCAAAGAGUCUCCUGGGCAAGACAGCUUUCCCUUCACCGGUGGGAAAAUUCUCCCCCAAAGGGAUAAGAAAUUUGCGGUUCAACUCAUGUACAGAUUCUGAGGAGCCUCCCUCAAAUUCUCUGGUUAAUAUUAAUCCUUUUACACCUGAUUCAUAUAGACAGAUGGUUUUCCAUCCCAGUGGGAAAAGGAAAACUAGAGGAGAAUUGGAUGAUCCCAGCCAAAAAGGGAGUCCAAUGGAGCUUGGCUUGCCAGCCAAGAGAUUCCUUUUGCGUGAAAGCAACAUGGUUUCUCGUUACAAGAAGGAAUUCUUGGAGCUGGAGAAAAUUGGUGUGGGGGAAUUUGGUUCAGUAUACAAGUGCAUCAAAAGGCUGGAUGGAUGUGUUUAUGCCAUCAAGCGCUCAAAGAGGCCCCUUGCUGGAUCCUCAGAUGAGCAAAUGGCUUUGCGAGAAGUCUAUGCCCAUGCAGUGCUUGGCCAUCAUCCUCACGUGGUGCGUUACUACUCAGCUUGGGCAGAAGAUGAUCACAUGAUUAUUCAGAAUGAACACUGCAAUGGUGGUAGCCUUCAAGAUGUGCUUUUGGAGAACCUGAAGACAGCCGAUUAUUUCAAAGAAUCUGAGCUGAAGGAGAUCUUGCUGCAAGUCUCCAUGGGGCUGAAAUAUAUUCACUCUUCUGGUCUAGUGCACAUGGAUAUCAAGCCCAGCAAUAUCUUUAUAUGUCACAAGCUGAUUGGGCUUGCAGGAGUGGAGGAGAGUGACGGUGAAGAUGAUGGCUUUGCCUCUUCUAGUGUGGUAUAUAAAAUUGGAGACCUUGGACAUGUGACAUCCAUAGCUACACCACAAGUGGAGGAAGGAGACUGCCAGUUCUUGGCCAAUGAAAUCUUGCAAGAGCAAUACUGCUAUCUGCCCAAGGCAGACAUUUUUGCUCUUGCAUUAACUGUUGCUCAGGCAGCAGGUUGUGGGACAUUACCUGCCAAUGGUACCAUGUGGCACCACAUCCGCAAAGGCAACCUUCCAGCAAUCCCACAGCAGCUGUCACGUGGCUUUAUUGAACUGCUCAAGCUUAUGAUUCAUCCUGACCCAGUUAUGAGGCCAUCAGCCACUGCACUAACCAAGCAUCCUAUCCUUCGGCCUUCUCUUGGGAAAGCUGACCAACUUCAGAAGCAGCUAAAUGUGGAGAGGUUCAAAACUGCUAUGCUGGAAAGGGAACUGAAGGCAGCCCGUCUAGCUCAGACCUUCAAAAAGGAGCAGGCCAUCAAAAGAGACCUGACUUUGGAAUGUGCCAGGCCUCAAGAAUCUGGAACCAAUUCAAGGCUUAAGAACAACAAGAAACGCCUAGUGGGAGGGAAAAAUGCCCGGUCAUUUAGCUUUACGGCCAGUGGCUACUGAGGACUGAAUAAUUCAGGGUUCUCAGGUUACAGAAGCAAAUCCCAAAGAAAAAUCAUCACAAUUGACUUUCACUUUUUGCACCAUGAUGGUGCUGAAUCUUAACCUGCAAUCCAUCCUAUUUCAAGAUUAUUGUUUCAUUUCAUACCCACUGUCCCUCAUUUUUUUCUCCACUGGGCUUGUCAACUAUAGCUGGUUUUAUGGUGAGGCCAGUAAAACCAUGAGUGCAGGAGGCAUAGUGAUGUCAUUGUAGCUUCUCCAGCCAAAACAUCUCUUAAAAGUCAUGGGUGUAUUUUUUCUCCAGGAUUCUCAGAAGAACAUAUAACUUUAUUUCCUUUCUCUCACUGUUAUAUUUGCCUAUUUUAAGCUCCUUUUGUGUUGUUUUAAAAAAAGAUUAGAAAUAGCUGUGUGUUGAAAGAGAAUAUUUCUUAAGCAGUUGACUUCUCACAGUUGUGGAUGAAACUAUAUGAAGUUAUGUCAUCAUUCUAAGUUUUAAGUCUCUUAAGAGCCAGGGGAAAGUGGUGGUGAACUUCAAUUCUCAUUGACUCUAGCUGGCAUAGUCUAUGUUGAACAAUCAUGGAGGUCGCAGUCCUGAAAUAUCUGGAAGGGAUAUAGUGAUUCAGUCUUCCAAACAAAAGCAAAAUAUAUUUAAUGUUAACAGUUGUCAGCAAUGAGAUCUUAUUUGAAAUUAACAAGUGCAUCUUUUGACAAUAGAGGUAUCCUGAUUUGGAAACAGGUUGGCUCUCUUUUUUUCCAACAGCAGGUAAGAUAAGUCUUGGCUGGGAGGGUGAGGGGCUUUAUUCUUAAUUGGUGACAUGUGAAUGACUGACAUAACUAAUGGAUAAAGGCUUGUAAGUGUCUGAAAUGGGGUAAUUUUUUUAAACACACUGGAAUGGAGGUAAAAAUGCUUUUUGGAACCCCUUUCUUUUCAGGGGAUGACAUUAUGUAAAAUGUUCCUAAUAAAAUAAAGUAAGCCUUGUGCCCCUGUUAGAGUGUUAGCUUUUGAUGUUGUUGCAUCAACAAAAACAACAGUUCCAUGGAUUCUUCUAUUUGUAGGAUUUGAAUAUUGGAUUAGUAAUUUUAGUGGUGGUGUCCAACAUUUCCUACACCAUAUAUAUGAGUUUCCCAAACUUUCCUGGACAUAAUUUAGUCCUAGCUGUCCUAGGGAACGUAUUUUAGCUGUUGUUUUUUUAUGUUUUUCUAAAGAAAAGCACAUGAUACUUUGAAUAAAAUUGUUUACCUUGUUUAUGUAA